This is a messenger RNA of Strongylocentrotus purpuratus (purple sea urchin), 801 nucleotides long. RefSeq names its product mitochondrial sodium/calcium exchanger protein-like. The transcript is spliced from 4 exons. The record is from RefSeq and is a predicted model, not a curated record. Bases 1 to 477 code for a protein of 158 amino acids. Gene Ontology annotation, molecular function: calcium:sodium antiporter activity. Gene Ontology annotation, biological process: intracellular calcium ion homeostasis; monoatomic cation transport. Lineage: Eukaryota; Metazoa; Echinodermata; Echinoidea; Camarodonta; Strongylocentrotidae. Gene Ontology annotation, cellular component: membrane.
AUGUACCACCGACUUAUACUGUUCGCAUUUCUGGGCGGAGUGCUCAGCUCUCCUACCGGAGAAGUUCAGGGUGACUCGAGAGGAGACGUCUCCUUCCUUUUGCCGAGUUCGCGUAUUGCAGGGGAUUCUCAAUUGACCGGUCUCCAGUUCAAUGUGACGACACCUGUACCUGCUACUCCUGGCCUUGACACACCUUGUGAGGAUUACCACAAACUCACUUCUUCAGCGGAUAAAUGUGAUUUCAUCCGGAAAGCUGAUGAUUGUCAGAAUUCAGAUGGUUUUGUCAACUAUCUCAAGGUGAUCUACUGCUCCUUCCCAGAUGUACGACCUCUUGGAUUUCUUUGCCUUGGGCUCUGGUUGAUCUAUCUCUUGAUUACCCUAGGAGUAACUGCAGAAGACUUCUUUUGUCCUAAUCUGGAUGUGAUGGCUAGGACACUGAAACUGAGUCAAAACAUCGCCAUAUCCUUGUCGAAAUAAUUCAUGAUAGAACUCGUUUUUCUUAAUGCAUCUUGGUGUCUUAUCAUGUACACAUGUACAUGUAGAUUAGACAGUAUAGAUAUUAAAAAUGUAUCUAGAGAUAACGUUUUAUAUCAGAUGUGUUGAUUUAAAGUUUAGAAAAUCUUUUCUUAAAAUAAUCUUGUUAGAUUUUUAGGAAAAAGCUCCAGUUUUGUGCUUGCUUUAGGUUUUAGUUCCUGUACUGAUACAUUAUUUUUUGAUUUAUCUGUACAGUAAAUAUAUUUCCAUUAUUCAUUCUUACAACGAAAAACACACAAAAAAUGUAAAUAAAAGAAGAGAAGAAAA